Molecule: messenger RNA, 360 nt
Organism: Maudiozyma barnettii
Lineage: Eukaryota; Fungi; Ascomycota; Saccharomycetes; Saccharomycetales; Saccharomycetaceae
Product: autophagy-related protein 8
Exons: 1
Coding region: 1-360 (119 amino acids)
Biological process (GO): cellular response to nitrogen starvation; macroautophagy
Cellular component (GO): fungal-type vacuole membrane; autophagosome; cytosol
Molecular function (GO): phosphatidylethanolamine binding
Source: RefSeq, a predicted model, not a curated record
AUGAGACCAUCGUUUAAGACAGAAUUUGAUUUUGAAAAGAGGAAGGAGGAGUCAGAGAGGAUAACUAAGAAGUUUGGAAAUAGAAUCCCUUUAAUCUGUGAGAAGGUUGAGAAAUCAGAUGUUCCCGAUAUUGACAAGAGAAAAUAUUUAGUUCCGGAUGAUUUGACCGUCGGUCAAUUCAUAUACGUGAUACGAAAGAGGAUCCAAUUACCGCCAGAGAAGGCUAUUUUCAUAUUUGUUAAUGAUACUCUACCACCCACAGCUUCUUUGAUGUCCUCUGUUUAUCAACAGUAUAAGGAUAAGGAUGGGUUUUUGUACGUGACGUACGCUGGAGAAAAUACAUUCGGUACUGGAUGUUAG